GGCAGCCCAGGCUCGAGCAACGGCUCGGGCUCCUCCCGGGAGGACUCGGCGCCCGUGGCCACCGCGGCCGCUGCGGGGCAGGUUCAGCAGCAGCAGCAGCAGCAGCAGCAGCGGCGCCACCAGCAGGGAAAAGUGACAGUGAAAUACGAUCGUAAGGAGCUUCGGAAGCGGCUAGUGCUGGAGGAGUGGAUCGUGGAGCAGCUGGGACAGCUGUACGGCUGCGAGGAAGAAGAAAUGCCAGAUGUGGAAAUUGACAUUGAUGAUCUUCUUGAUGCAGACAGCGAAGAAGAGAGAGCUUUAAAGUUACAGGAAGCUCUCGUAGACUGCUACAAACCAACAGAGGAAUUUAUUAAGGAGCUGCUCUCUCGGAUAAGAGGCAUGAGGAAACUGAGCCCCCCGCAGAAGAAGACUGUGUAAUUCUGGCACAGGUGGAACUUCCCUGGAGACCGAGGAGGGGAUUUGGUCUUCAUGAAGACGUUUAUUAAAGAAUAGUUGUCCUUGUGAGCAACUAUUUUGGGGGAGGGGGGUGGUAUCUAUUAGACAUUUAUUCAAGAGCAUUUUUUGUUUGUUUGUUUUAAAAGAUUUUGUUAGUGUAAUAUUUGAAUUGCAAAGAUAUCAUUACUCUGGUUUCAGCCCAACCGAAAAUUACCAAACCAGGCAGACACGCAAGGAUGGGCUGGUCCAGGCAGCAUCUUUUUGGAGAAAUCAGAUGUUUAGAACUUAACUAUACAGGGAUGACGGUUUUCUUACAACUAGCUUGGUAAUACUUUUUUCUUAAGUUGUACAUUUGACUCAGAUGUUGAAUUUCUCGUACUUGUAUAUAUCUACACGCAACUAAGUUAAAAUGUAGAUGUGAGUUUUAUUUCACACGAGUGGAAUAAACUUGUGGUCAUCCUUUCAUUGGAGGUCACAGCACGUGUGUUUUCAAGAGGCCACUAGGUAUUCUUCAUGCAAAUACUGUUGACCUUCAACGUUCACUUAAUGCACCAAAGUGAAAGAAUUCAGUGUAUCCGUUAUUUUAAUGAGCUACACUACAAAAAUGUGGACUUGGUCAAGGGCUUAAUGUAUGGACUUUGUAUUAUUUCAUUAAUCAGGAUGCUUUGCCAGGUCAUGUACUUAUUGCCUUGUUUGUGGUAUUUUAAAGUUUUAUGAACCUUUUAUUUGAAGAACUAUUUGGAUUUCUAGAGAAACGCCCACGCUAUCUGAGUGCUGUUUUGCGGUGGAACAAGGAAGCACCGUGUAGCAAUUCAUUCUCUGCUUUCAGCCAAAUACUGUGUAUUAUUCUCUCUCCAUGAAAGCAGGUCAGAAGGAAGUUAGUGGAGGAUGUAUUCUUCCUCCGUAGAAGUAGAUCUGGUCACUUCUGUGUCUGGGCAGCAUCAGAUCAGAACAGAUGAGCUGAGUGAUGGGUGGGUGUAAAUGGGAGAAAGCUUCACCUCCUCCCAAGAAAGCUGAUACAGGAGCAUUUGCUGUUUGGAAGCGGAAGCAUGAUGGCGAUUUCAUUGCCAGCUUCCCUCUGUGGCGUGUGGUCAGGACUCUGGCUUCUGGACCUAAUUUUGCACCCCAUCCCCUUGUUUGGAGCUGAGCCUGGGGCACCUGCCCUGCCCCUCUCAGCUGUCUACCGGCUCCUUGGAGAAGGAUCAGAGUUCAGAUGGAUGUGGGCGGGGUCAAAGGGCAGGGUAGAAACUCAUCCUUCCCUCUGGGAGGCCCCCACUGCCUCCCUGCGGAAACCCCACAUACUGCAAGGUGUCUCCAGGUGGCCCUGUCGGAGCACAAGGGUCAGGCAUUUUAUAUCAAGGGUGCUUUGAACAUAUUUUAUUUUUUCAAAGAACUAUGUUUGUGAAUUUUAUGUAUACUGGCAAGCUUUUGAAAAUGUAUUUAAUUUUGUAAUGUUUACCAAUGAUUUAUUUACAUGCUAUUUACUCAAAUAAAUGGAGCUGCUUACAA
Messenger RNA from Vicugna pacos (alpaca), 1944 nucleotides. RefSeq names its product protein phosphatase 1 regulatory inhibitor subunit 14C (gene PPP1R14C). NCBI's taxonomy places the organism in Eukaryota, Metazoa, Chordata, Mammalia, Artiodactyla, Camelidae. Gene Ontology annotation, biological process: regulation of phosphorylation. Gene Ontology annotation, molecular function: protein serine/threonine phosphatase inhibitor activity. The record is from RefSeq and is a predicted model, not a curated record. Gene Ontology annotation, cellular component: cytoplasm.